AUGAGAAACUCGAGGGACAUUUCGACGUUAAAAUAUGGGUGUGUUUUGGAAGAUUUUGAUGUGAAACGGAUUACAAAAUUACUGAUAGAAUGCGCAACAGGGUCUCCUUGUAAUCUUGACGGCUUGGACCCGUCGCAAAGUCGCCUUUGUGAAAUCUUGCAUCCAAAGCGAUUCUUGCUUGUGCUUGAUGACAUUUGGAGUGAGGAUUGUAGGAUGUGCGAUGAACUGAUACUUCCGUUCCAAUCUGGUGCAUUAGGGAGUCGAAUCAUCAUAACCACUCGCAGUGAAAAGGUUGCAAUGGCGAUGGGAAACAGCCACAUGCACAAAUUGGAGGCCUUAUCUGAUGAGGAUUGUUGGUUAAUGUUCAGCCGCAGUGCAUUUGGCGAUCGGAGUGAAGAAGAGCAUUUGGAGUUGAAAGAGAUUGGACAGGGAAUCGUAAAGAAAUGUGGAGGCAUACCACUCGCAGCAAAGACAACAGGGAGUGCCAUGCAGUCGAGAAGGAAGAGAAGGCAGUGGAAUUUAGUUGGUGUCAUGUAA
Magnolia sinica is the source of this 537-nucleotide messenger RNA. Its product is annotated as putative disease resistance protein RGA3. Bases 1 to 537 code for a protein of 178 amino acids. The transcript has a single exon. The record is from RefSeq and is a predicted model, not a curated record. Gene Ontology annotation, biological process: defense response to other organism. Gene Ontology annotation, molecular function: ADP binding. Lineage: Eukaryota; Viridiplantae; Streptophyta; Magnoliopsida; Magnoliales; Magnoliaceae.